Messenger RNA from Corythoichthys intestinalis (scribbled pipefish), 2342 nucleotides. RefSeq names its product fin bud initiation factor b (gene fibinb). The record is from RefSeq and is a predicted model, not a curated record. The transcript has a single exon. Bases 204 to 827 code for a protein of 207 amino acids. NCBI's taxonomy places the organism in Eukaryota, Metazoa, Chordata, Actinopteri, Syngnathiformes, Syngnathidae.
UUUCCCACUUAAACACCACUUUGGCGGAUGAACAGUGAGGGGAGCACAUCGAAGAGAGCGAAACAAAAGUAAACUAAGCAGCUUUAAAAGUUAGAAGCUGUUCGAAAUGCUUCCUUGUGGACCGGAGUAAGUCUAAAACAGAGCGGUAAACAACACAUUGAAUUGAUUGUUCUUGAGUGACUUUUAUUUUUGUGGACAACACAAUGGCUUUCACGCACUUGCUGCUGUGUGCGGGGAUGUUGACACUGCGCUUGUGUGGAGCCUACUAUAGCGGACCUCUUCAGCCUGAGAUGUCUAAUGGCACUUUUCAUCAUUACUUCGUGCCGGACGGCGACUACGAGGAAAACGACGACCCGGAGAAAUGCCAACUGCUCUUCCGAAUGACCGACGAUCGAAAGUGCGGUCACGAGGACGACCAGGACUCCGUCAUCCGGGACGAUUUCACCAUCAUCAAGCGACAAAUUGAGGACUCUGCUCGGGUGCUGGAGGGACUCGGGAGGAGCAUCUCCUACGACCUGGACGGAGAGGACAGCUACGGGAAGUAUCUUCGGAGAGAGACCUCGCAGAUAAGCGAUGCCUUCACGAACUCCGAGAAGUCCCUGUUGGAACUUGAGGUGAAGUUCAAGCAGAGCCAGGAGAGCGAGUUGAAGGAAGAGCACCGGCUCAGCGACGACUUCCUCAACAUGAUCGUGAGCACCCGGGACGCCCUAAAGGAGACACUGGACAUUUCUCUGGGCCUGAGGGACAAACAUGAGCUCCUCUCGCUCAUCAUCCGCAGUCACGGUACACGCCUCAGUAGACUGAAAAAUGAAUACAUGAAGUACUGAGACAACCUUUCAUUGGUGUGCUGUUAUUUUAUGAAGCACCGUGAACUCGAGGGAAAUCAGACCCAUCACAGGCACAAUCCCCCCUCUAAAAUGGCAAAUUCUGAAUUUAUUGUUGUGGUUAUGUUUGCACUGGCAUAAAUUCACAGCAUCAUAUUGUGAGUUGUUUAAUAUUUUUGCUCUUCUCGUGUAAUGAGCUACAGUCUUAAAAAUUAGGAAUAGCUUUCAUUGUGAAGUGCAGUUUACAGUACACCAUAGCAAACAACAGGGGUAAAUUUAUAAUAGUGAAAUUAAAUCUCUUUGUCGAUCAAACAAAAGCAUGAUUUUUAGCAUGAUCUCUGUACAUUCCAGUGUAUGCUGGCUGUCCUAAAUUUACCACUUCUGAUCAUCGAAAUAACAGGCAGUCUUGGAAAGUACAGUACAUUAGUAAGUAGGCAGCAGUUUUUCCUUAUUCAGUGCCAAGUUCGGAUCCUUAUCUAAAAUGCAGUUUUAUUCCAUGUGUUUGUCAGCAGUUAUUGGCCCGGUUUCGUGCACUAAAAAAGGAAAGGCAUUAUUCUGAAGUAUGUAUGUGUAUGGUUUUCUAAAAACAAAUAUAAUACAAAUAAGCUAUCCAGCGGGAGACAGUAUAAUGAUAAUAAUCCCCCAAAUUUUAUGUGACAGAAAAAACAGCUUUUUCUGCUUCUUGCCAGAUUAUACAAAGUAGCUAAUACUUUAAUAUUUUUAUUCUUGUGCAAUACAUGACAUAUCUGGUUCCCCUGAUUAAAAAAAAACAACAACAAAAAACAACAAAAAAACAUUACUUGUGUUUGGGUAUAUGUAAAACAAAGAAUUAUCAAAACUAUAAGGUAGUCUGAGAUUUUCCUCUGUCAUGGAAUGUGUGGUCUAAUCAACCACAGUUAUGUAAUGUACCGUACCAAGGAGCAUCAUGAGAGAUUUGUGUGUUGGGGGGGCGGGGGGUGUCACAGAGUCCCAAGUACCCCUUUUGCAAAACAUGUGCUUUCAGAAAGACUAACUAAACAAGUGGAAAAAGAAUCCAAAACACAAUAAUUAUUUGUUGACCUUCUGCAUAAUUUUUUUCCAAUGAAUGACGGGAUGUUUAUUCUGUUAGCAUAAUAGGCCUGCAGACGUUGCACAGUUCCUUACUGUUCUGGUGCUAAAUGUUUAUUUUAAGAUGCAAUGUACAGUGUGUUUUCUGAAUUUAUGUACUUAGUAAAUACUAUAUGUUGGUCUCUAUAGAAUUUGAAUUUUUUUAUCAAGUAGUCUAUAUUCAGUUUGAAAUAGAGCAGCAUAUUGGCAUUGUAAUAUACUGUAAGUGUGAGAUGUCAUACUUUUAUAAAUAUAGAUUAAGACUGCAGGCAGCACUCGAGGAUUUCUAACAGAAACAUCAUUUUGUGUGAUAACAUUAUUAUAUUGUGUCAUGUUUUCUUGAUUAAAGUGUUUGUUCUUUUUGGGCGAUAAAGUAUUUACAAGUCUAUAGAAAAUUUGGCUGAGUAUUUUUCCUUGUCUUUUGUCUUUCCU